This is a messenger RNA of Cotesia congregata, 1173 nucleotides long. The record is from the annotation of a GenBank genome assembly. Lineage: Eukaryota; Metazoa; Arthropoda; Insecta; Hymenoptera; Braconidae.
AUGGACAGUUAUAGCAACCUGACAGAAGAUGAAGAAGAGGAAUUGCCUGAGGACGCAUUAUCUCUACUCUCUGUGUUAUUCGUCGGUUUUCUGCUGUUCGUCUUGAUAUUUCUCUCAGUAGCGGGAAACGUAUUGGUAUGUGUUGCAAUAUACACCGACAGAGGGCUGCGAAGAAUAGGAAAUUUAUUUCUGGCCUCAUUAGCGAUCGCGGACCUAUUUGUCGGCUGCCUGGUGAUGACCUUCGCGGGAGUUAACGAUCUCCUGGGUUACUGGAUGUUCGGGCCGAGCUUUUGCGAUACUUGGAUCGCGUUCGACGUGAUGUGCAGCACUGCAUCGAUACUGAACCUCUGUGCGAUUUCGCUGGAUCGGUAUAUCCAUAUCAAGGACCCCUUGAGGUACGGCCGGUGGGUGACUAGACGAGUCGCGGUCGGGAGCAUUGCUGUUGUCUGGCUUCUCGCUAGCACUGUAUCCUUCGUUCCUAUCAGUCUCGGGCUUCACAAAAGCCAGGAUUCCAAAAAUUCAUCUCCUACCUACAACGAUGGUCUCCAAGAAUAUCCAACCUGUGCGCUAGACUUAUCGCCCACGUACGCGGUGCUUUCGUCCUGCAUAUCAUUUUACGUGCCAUGUGUGGUGAUGGUCAGCAUAUAUUGUCGGCUAUACUGUUACGCUCAGAAACAUGUUAAAAGUAUACGGGCGGUAACGAAGCUGCCUCAACCAUCAUUAGGAAAAAGUUUUCGUGCUAAAAGCACAAGAAAUAAAUUGCAACACCAGGAACCGGCUAAAAAUAAGCCUCCAGCUAAAACGAAGCCCACCUCACCUUAUCACGUUUCCGAUCACAAGGCCGCCAUCACUGUCGGUGUUAUUAUGGGAGUUUUUUUGAUAUGCUGGGUACCUUUUUUUUGUGUCAAUAUCGUCGCAUCAUUUUGCAAAACUUGUAUACCAGAUCGAGCGUUUCAGGCAUUCAAGCGCAUCCUGACAAAAGGAGCCCGUGCAAGAGGUAACCAGCCAUCGACUAGCGAGUGCGGAGAAUUCCGUUCAGUAAUUGUACAAAAAAGAAAUGGGUCUAUCGUUGAGUGUAAUAUAAGUCAUAGAUCUAGCGCUGACAGUUGUCAGGGCGGUCAAUUAGGUAGAUUACAGAAUCACCAUCGUGAUACCAUCGUUAGCUCUAUUUAA